Messenger RNA from Spirometra erinaceieuropaei, 27606 nucleotides. The record is from the annotation of a GenBank genome assembly. NCBI's taxonomy places the organism in Eukaryota, Metazoa, Platyhelminthes, Cestoda, Diphyllobothriidea, Diphyllobothriidae.
AUGGACGCAGCAAUCCUUGACGGAAUUUCGCAUAUUGGCUCCUCUGUGGGUUCGGAAAAGAAAUGCCCCGACGAUGAUUUUGUCGACCGGGCGAACCACACGUACACUAUGAAUCUUCUCAUGUUCUUCAUUGCUGUCGUGCUGUCUCGUCAGCUGGUCGGAAAACCGAUCAGCUGCUGGAUUCCCAAUGACUUUACAGGCGCCCAGGGUGAAUACGCCGAAACUGUGUGUUGGGUGACUUCAACGUACUUUAUCGCGCCUACACAAGCAACCGUACCGAUACAAAAGGAUCUUCGCUACGAGAAGACGAUUUAUUACUACCAAUGGGUUCCCUUUAUUCUCAUGGUUCAAGCAGCUCUCUUCGUUUUCCCCUGCAUUAUCUGGCGCCUCUUCAACUCUCACACACGAAUUAAUGUAAGUUUAACAAGGAAAACAUACUCAUCAUGUUCAAGAUAUUUGGGCAAACCAAGGUAAUUGCCCAUUCCUAAACUAGUAGCUAUGUCUGCGUUUAUUAAAACAUAUAAACUUUCAAAGGCGGCACCACCUAAUCAUCUUGUGAGUACAGUUACAUAGACGAUAUUUCAUAAGUUCAGAGACUGAAAUGUCUAGCCAUUAUCUUUAACAUACCUCCUUCUGUAUGUAAUUAGGAUGUUUGAUCAUCAGUGUUUGGAAAAACUGGUUCGGCCACAUAAGCGAAAAUGUAAAAAUAACCCAGCUCGGUGUAAGCUCAACAUGUUAAUUAAGUUUGCUGUUACACACAUUUUUCCAGAAAUAUCGUAAUUCCCCGCAUGAUUUUUCUAAGGAAUUGAUUCCGAUUUAAAAUCCAUCAGAAAAUUUUCAUACAUUGUAAUCCGGGGAACCUGCAGUAAUUUGCGACUGUCAAGUGCAACAAAAUGGUAGUUUAAAAGCAACUUGAGAUACAAGUUAACAAGGAGAAAUGAGAGAUUUUAACUGCAAUAUAGUGCACUUGAAGGUGAAUCUAUUAGAUUAUUGGAUUUCACACCACAAUAUUUUGGGUUUAUAGCAGAAAUGGAGUGCAGGUGCUUCUCCGUCACAAGUGAUCGCCAGUGUGCACAUCAAACGUGGCAGGUGACACCUGCUGGGCAUCCGCUUAUUUAGUACCCGGGAAUUCUAUGCUGGAUAUCACCUAUAAAGCACUAUAAAUAUCGCCAGUAAAUUUAUGCACUUACUAGGCUUAUUACGUAACUGAGAUUUUACGCUCAACAUUUCAAGCAUGCUUUUGAGGACUCGUGUACGCAUAGGGGUUCGUAGGCUUGUUCCCAAUUUUGCAGAUUUAGCCUUACAUAAUGCCAACGAGUUUCUAAUUCUCCAAAUUACCAUAAAACUGUGUAAGUCUAAGUGUUGUUCAAAUGUAUACGUUGAAACUCAGAUUGCAUUAAGUAUUCACAAAAAGGUCUUAUCUAAAUUACCAAUAAAACUUGCCUUGCUCACCCCUUUGUUAAAUCGUUUAAAGAAAGAAAAUUAGCAACUAAUUCGCCACACGCUAAGUAAUUGGGGUCGGAUCUCAUUUUAUGCAAACAAAUCUGCUUUAUUUUCUUAUCCAGUAGCGUAAAUGUGUAAAACGGCGAGCUUUAAUGAGAAUAUUUGUACAUCCUUAUAAAGCCUAGAAUAACAUUGGCGCUCCGCCUAAACGAAGGCAUUUUUGGUCUCCAUUUCCUCUUUACUACAAAUUUCAAACUCAUUAAAAUAUAUAGGUGAACCAAAGGAAAUAGAACGAAUCGUAUGUCUGAGUCAGUUGCGUUUGUCCGGCAAAUUAAAUCAGAACUACUUAAAUGGGGAGGUUACCUUGGUUUUGUGAAUUCAAAAUCAAGUUUCUCUAAUCAGAAUGUCCUUUAAAUUGAUAAUAAAUGAAUACUUCUCUAGUAUUGCACAGCUAAAAAUAUCACGAAGGCAAAUUGUAAAAUAAUACACCAUCCAAGAAAUAUAUACUUUCUGUCUAACAAGUUCGCAAUGAUAUUGAGUUUCCAAACAACCUACUGUUUAUAGUCACCCACGUGCUUCCACACGCAGUUGCUUUAGGAAGGUUUUUAUUAUCACUUUUGCAAAAUUGCAAGCGUUCAUUAUUUUUUAGAUUGUAACACUCAUGGUCUAACUUUCAAGUAUGUAAAUUGGUCAUGAUAUCAGCAACUUUUAGAAUUUUAAAAUGAUUUUUGCCUUUAACGUUGGAAGUCAAUUUCAGUUUAUUUGACUAAUCUUUCUAAGCAUUGGACUUUAUUUUAGAGAAAUGAAUUAAACCAAGUCCUCGGAUUACUAGAGGAGAUGAUACUGUGCACGGUUUGCAUUCUCUCCAAAAGAGACAAGUCCGAUAUCAAGUACUUUUCUCGGCCAAACUUGUAUAGUAGUAGAAACAAAGACGGAUAAACUCGAGUGUCGCUCAGAAAGACUGAAGAGAACGAGAGUUUCAUUAUACUUUAGAACACGUGCAUAGGAAUGGGCACCAGAAUUGCCGCAGUGUCAGCUAGCAUAGGCCAAUAGUCGCCCAAUUUCAGUUCUGCAGUGGAACUCAUUAUAUUUUGACGGUAUGAAAACCCGUUAUUGAGUAUCUCUCAAGGACAUUUUUCGUUGAAAGCAAAGGAACAUUUAGGCGGAAAAAAUAACAUUAUCGCCAUUUGAUAAAUAAUUAGCGCUCAGUACAAUAGCUUUAUAUGGGAAUUUCCUUCGUUUGAUGGUUUUUACAAAACAUGUCUUAAGACCUUAUUCAGAUAUAAAAUUAUAAGCUUUGCUUUUCCAUUUGACUUCGGUUUUUCACUUUUCUUGUGACCUCACAAUAAACCCUAACGGGAAUUUGUCCGGCCUUUCUGCCUACCUUGCUGCGACUUCAGCAAACCCGUACACAUCUACACUCUGAAACUAGGUUUUGUGAUUAGUAUGGCUACAGAUUAAUUGAUAAAAUACCCGCAUGUUUGUUGGAAGAGUGCUGUAAAGUAACGCUGUUUGCCUUUAAUCCGUAAAUUUCCAAAAGUGUCAAACGCUUUUUGCUCUCCUUUGAGACUUUUGUCAUGUCGAUGGCAUGAGUCUCUCGCGUGUCAACCAUUCUGUUUUACGUGAGAUUCCAGGCAGGGCGACGUGCGUGACCUUGCUGAAAUUUGUCAUUUACAUGCGUUACGUGAAUUUUCUUGUGUAUACAGCUUAAUUCCAGAAAAAGCCGACUCUUUCUCCCGAAGUAUAUUUCGUGUUCGCAAUUUACAUAUUCCUGUUUGCGAUCUAGGUUAUGGUAGCAGAGUCUAUCGCAAGACUCCGCUUACUACCCCUUCCGCGAGUUUGUGAUAGGAUGUUGCUUUAAUUUUUUGUUGGAGUAGCUAUAAAAGAACAUUGUUAUUUUCCGCGACCUAUCUUAUUUCUAAUUAUUUAAUCAUGUGCCUACUGAAAGGAACAUCCAUUAUCGAGAAGACCUAUAUUUGACAAGGUUGUUAUGCACAGAACAUAGGCAACAAUGCGCUUAGAUACCACUCAAGGAAUAAAAAGACGUAGUCGGACGGUAGAAAUCCCAAUUUAAGAGGUUAGUCUAAUGUUAGAUGAAGACACAGUGGCUUACUAACUAUUUUUAGGAGAGGAAGAUGCAGACUGAUUCUUCCGACAAGGCAAUUGUUUUUUAUUCCAACUUUAAUAUCCAACCGUGAAAAUACAAUGCAGACGUGGUGGGAUCUGAAUCCUCGACCGCAAAAAGAAGGCUUUGGUCCAAUUGACGUUCUAGUCACCUGAGCUUUGGGUAUAUAGAGUAGAUGUGCUAACUCAUGAAAUGUCAACCACAAUUUCGAAAUUUGUUCUCGUUUCGAAAAGAUAAAUUAAGUAGUGUUGUAAAGCUAAUCAUGAUGCAGCAUAAAUCUGUAAUGAUCCAGUUACCUCAGGGUGUCGGCUUUCAAAAGAACUUAUUUUCGGCUGCAUGCAAGAUCUACACUCUGCAAAAAAUGACUACUUAAGUAACAUGCAAUUUUCUCAUUGAUUUUCGAUGCCCUUGAAAAUUCAAUUAUAUUUCAUGGAAAACAUGCAUAAAAAUAUUCAUUCUUUUACUUAUUCGGUAGAAAAUCACGUCUUCUUCCAAUUUUAUACUCAAAAAAAGUAUAAUUUGGUCUUAAAAGUUUCUUAUUGUGCGAUUUUUUAUGCCGUUAAAUGGCCGUUCAGGAAACGUCAUGUAUCUGCAUUUACGAAUGUGGCUUGUAAAGUCAACAAUAUUGCUCAAAUCCACUGCUUAAUUUUAUGAACCUCAUAUGGUCUCCUCUUAAUACCGUAGAGAAAUGCAUGGUUUUCCGUACACGGAAAAUAAACAGCUUGUAGUUUUGAAACCCUGAAUGCAAGUGUAACAGCGGGUCAGGUUCAAAAUUAUUCAGGAAUCAGAAAUGUUUUUUAAAACCGAAUUAAACUAUUCUUUUGAGUAUGCAAUUGUAAGAAGACGUGAUUUUCUACCGAAUAAGUAAAAGAAUGAAUAUUUCUAUGCAUGUUUUCCAUAAAAUAUAAUUGACUUUUCAAGGGCAUCGAAAAUCAAUGAGAAAAUUGCAUACUACAUAAGUAGUCAUUUUUUGCAGGGUGUAGAUCUUGCAUGCAGCCAAAAAUAAGUUCUUUCGAAAGCCGACACCCUGAGGUAACUGGAUCAUUACAGAUUUAUGCUGCAUCAUGAUUAGUUUUACAACACUACUUUAUGUAUCUUUUCGAAACGAGAACGCAUUUCGAAAUUUUGGUUGACAUUUCAUGAGUUAGCACAUCUACUGUAAGUUUAAUUACAUACCUGAUUUGAUUUCUCCCUGAUCCCUGACUUGUCAUACGACGAAUGUCAUUAGCUACCAAUGCAUUUAGGAAGCACUUGAUUUUUCCAUUUAAUGACCUAAAAUAUUUAUCUUUCUUUAAAUUAGAAACAAGAUUCGGAAAAAAAACUUGCAGAGCUUAAUAUGAUUUGUGUCUAUAACAUACCUUCAUGCCAUAAAUAUAUGUGCCACUUUGCAGAUGUCCCCUUAUAGGUGUGUUUUUCAUAGAGCUAUUUGACCGACAUCCAUAUAGCGCCUAUUUCGACUAAAAUUAUUAAAGGUUUAAAAUCAUCUGGUCGUCCUAUGUUCAUGAAAAUAUUCCUAGACUUUAAAAUCCACUUAUAUGUCAACAACAUUUCUCCCUAACAGACUAGGCAUAGCGUCAUAAUUUCCUUCUUUUCAAGUAAGGUGAGCCAGUCUUUACAAAUAACAGUUUCAUAACCUUUCCAUUGCAAAAAUGAUGAAUCCAUCUGCAAAAACAGAAUUUAUGAAGCCCUUACGGCUAGUUUCUCCUCUGAUUCAAUGUUAUCAGGAUACUUUUCUGUGCCUCUUUGUUAAUUUCACGUCUCGACAUUCAGCAAAUUUUGUCAAUGGGUAUACUAGCUUUCUCUUUAUGAGCCUGUUUAUGCAUUUCCGCGAAGGUUCAAACUGCUAUGACAUGGAAAUAUAUGUAAUCUUUUCAAAUGUAAACGCUUUUAAGGGAAUUUUGACAGUUCAUUUGCUUACGGUCUCGUAGAUGAAAGUAUAAGCGGACUUUUUGUAUGUUAGGUUUUGGAACGCACAUUUAUCUUGUUGCGUUCCGACUGACUAAUUUAAUUUAAAAGUACGUUCGACAUUUUACUAACAUUGGAAAACAAUGUUUUCGUCCGAAAGAAAAAAUAUUACACCAAAAUUAGAAGCAGGAGGUUCAUAUAUUUCAUCCGCUCAGGAAUCCCAGUGCCACGCUCCCACUUUCACGUGGCAAUAUGACAACCAAUGAGCGAACACGCCAGACCUGUCACUGCGAUAGCGUAAACACUGAAUUCUAAACGUUACAUACUAUAUUUAUCGUCAGUUUUGACUUAAUAAUUUUAAUAGUGGUGUAAAUAGGUAAGAAUGUUCAUUUCUGAAAUAAACGAGGCAGGCAAGAAUUAACUUCUGCGCGCAACUUAAAAGAAACGCUUUUUUAUUUGGUCACAGAACCGGUUACUCAGCAGUGGCGUCUUUGCCACAAAAGCGCUCAGUUUUUAAGCUAAUCUGAUCAAUGGGUAUGUUUUGGGGCACAAAAGUAGGCGGAUAUUUAGUUUUUCAAUAUUUGUUUCUGAAGACGCCUCAAAAUUUCCCCAGAUUGGUUAUAAGUUAACACUUCUGUGCAAAAUAUGUCCAACCUUUACUCGAAGCGUGUUCGAAAGUAAAGGGCUGAGGAGAACUGCCGUCAAAUAUGUCUUGAUAUUUUAAAAACAAUUGUUAUUCUCUUCGAUUUUUGGAAGACUUGAGUGCGCAAAUUUAGUUGUUUCGUUUCGAACACAUGUAUCUAUGUAAUUAGGGCCCGUAUUCUGCAAGAUUAUUAUAUUAAAAGCUACAUCAAUAUGACAUCACAUACCAUGGCUGAUUCACAUAAUAGCUCGGACAAAAGUCUUCUGAACGUAUAUUCAAUGAGUAGGAGGCACAUCGCAUAUUCAUGAUUAUUUUUAAUUUUUUUUAUUAACUUCUUUCAUUCAAAGAAGUGCAAAUAAACUACUUGACAUUUGGAGUGACUUCCAAAAAGUACGCAUAUUUUUUAACGGACACGGCUUUUCAACAAAGCGUUCAGCACAAAUCACUCUUGUUGCUAGCUCGCUUUCAGAAACACAGUAUCUCCGGACAAAUUUAAUUUAUUGUCUCUGAUUACGGUUUGCAAGCAUCAUUUCUGACAGAAAAAAAUAUGGAAACUGUGCAUAGGGCACUACCAAGUGUAUUAGGUUCAGCACUUUAUAUUAGUCCCAUAAUUUUGCGAAUAUUUCCUACCACCGUAUAUUCCCGAUCUCAACUGGCAGGAAAACUAGCCCGUGGCUCAGUGGUUCAGGGUGUUGGACUUCUAAACAAUAGUUCGGGGGAUCGAGCCCCAGGUGUUUCACACGUCGGGUUAGGUAAUGCUAUUCUAACAGCCACUCUCUUUACACCAAAGGACGAUUACCUAAGAUUGCACAAAGGCAACAAAAACUAAACAAAACUGUUGACUGUGAUCAUAAAAUGUAACUGUUUGUUAAGCAUUUAAGUUGUAGUAGCAAAUUGUAUAUUUGGUCGUUGCGUUGUCAGUUUUAAAUUUGGUGGAAGUCGGUUACGCUGUCCUGAUCCAAAUUUUAAGCGCGAUGUUGACAUUGAAAGGAAAGUAAGCCCAAAGGGGUGCUAAAAAAUUGGAAGAGCUAAAAUGGAAAAGGGAAACAUGAUGUUUCGGCUGAGAGGUCGCGUUGGUUUUAGGGUUUGGGUUAGUGUCAGGCUAAGAAUUGAGUUCAGAGUUAGGGCUUAUGUUAAGUUUAAGGGUCCCGGUUAGAAUUAUGGGUUGGAUUGCGGUUUAGGUUUGAUUUGGUGUUAAGGUUGGGGUUAGGGUUAGUGUUAGGAUACGGGUAGGAUUACGGUUAAGGUUAGGGCUAUGGUUCUGGUUUGGGGCUGCGGUUAAGGUUAGGGUAAGGAUUACUGUUAGGCUUAGGUGGAGGGUUUACGGUAGGUUAAGGGCUGUGUCCGCUGUUAAGUUUAGGGUUAGCGCUAGGCUUGUAAUGACGUUAAGGAUAUGGUUUACUUUUGAAGUUACGGUUAGGUUUCGGGUUAGGUUUGGGGUAGUGUUGUCUCGCCCAUUCCUGUCAGCCAGCUCUUUAGCGGGGAUCCCAGGCUUCCUUCAAACUUGCGGCAGAUUUUUCAUACACUAGGUUUCCUUCUCCGUUUCAGCCUUGGUUACUUUCCUCACUAACUAUUUCAGCAUCCCUCUUCGGCUUACUUUCCUUUCAAUGCCCACAUUGCGCUUACAUUUGGGAUUUAGACAGCGUAAUCGACUCUUGUCUAGGAAAUUUUGUUUGAACUAAGCCAAAGGUGCUGCCCUCGCCAGCAUCAGCAAACGAAAAAUUCUAGACUGAAAUUCAAUGGCAUUUGCAUGCAUGUCUCUGCGUCCCCGCUCUCCCUCUCCUCGCCCUGUGACACGGCUCUACUAAACUCUAAUUCCUCUCCCCCCCUAUUCACCCACCCCGCUCGUAUGAAAAGACGAAGCGUAAUCGAUCUGUUAUCGUUCACACGUUUUGCUUCGUACCUCGUCCCCAUAUAAAUGCACUGGCCCGACGAGAAUUUAUCGAAAGCACUCGUAUGCUCACUAAAUAGUCUUCUAAAGAUAAAUGUUUUCGUAAGCUCAAACGUUUUCGGCACACGUUGACGUUUUUCAACAAAAGGGUGAAGACCUAGCGCCGAAAGAAUUCCGCGUUGCUAAAAAUGUCAUUUCGAAUAUGUAUGACAGAUGGUCUGCUUAUUGGUCUGACAUUCUAUUUACAGUGCCGUGAUUCCUUGGAUAAACGCUCUAAAAUGGCUUUGGUUUCUGAUCAUGCAAAACGACGGGGAUUGUAUUCGAAUGACAUCCGACAAACAUUUGCGAAAAGGGACUGAUAGCACCUACAUAUAAUUUAAUACUUUUGUAUGCUGCCAGUCUCUACAUUUAUUCAUGCAUUUAACGAAGCUUGAAUGUGAUCUUAAGCCGUUCAUCUAGUAAAAAAGUGCGUCGGACGUUCGUACAUUGGCAGACCCACUACUCCAAUUUGCAGCCGAAAUUAUUUUUUAGUGUAGGCAUUGGCUCCAGAGAAGGCAAAUUUUGCGUUUCUAGUGUUUUCAUACUAAGACCAUUUGCAGUACUAUAAUGCGCCCUAAAAACGAAGCUAGGGGCAAAUUAAUUUCGCCCAAAGCGACAGAAAAAAAUUCAACUUCUUUCACUUAAAUCCUAGUUUGUAUUCGUCUCCUACUUCGUCAUUUUUAUAAAAUGAAGUUCUGAUUGGUUUGCGAAAAGUCUUCAGUGUGAUGGUUUGCCUAUGCUAGAUAAAGCAAAAAAGUAAAAGGAGCUACUGGACAAUUUACACAAAUCCAACUAACCUGCGCAAAGACAUCGGAGUCUUGAAUGAGGCUGUUUUCGCGUAUAUGUAAUGCUUACAUUUGAUAACGCCGCGGAGAUACGGCGUUGAUGCAGUGCUUGUCAGUCCUGGUAAGAUAGUGUCAAAAUGCCGUUGCCAGUCAAUCGUUAAUCUGAAAUGUUCGCCUUAACGAUGAACGAGCACUUUUUGCGCAGCAGUCAGCUUACAAUGUAAGCAGUAAAUAUUCCGCAUGGAACGCGAUAAAGUCUGCUUUCGGAAAAACAUCAUAAUUACCCAAAGAUUCCACUCCCAAAAAUCAAGAAAAACUAUGUCAUUUUCGAAGUGUUUGCUUCAUCGACUAUUUAGGGAGCAACACGGACUGCAACGAAGUGGAAAGCUAACCACAGCAGGUAACCCAUGUUCCGUCAUUUAAUCAGAUUGCUUCCACGUAACAAUGCACAAGCGUGGUUGUCAAGGAAUGAGAGGGCCUACAACCGGAUAUUAUGACAUUGGCAUGGAUUGGCGUUCCAGAGUCCUUCAGACAUUAUUCUUUCAUUAUAACUGAUAAACGUAAGUAAUUUAAGAAGAGCAAUGCAACCUAAAUAUAUGCCUUUUGCUGUUGCUAAUGAUAUCUAAAAAAUUAAUUAGUCCUAACCCGUCAACUGCAAGCCAAUAGAUGAGUGGCAUCGGCUUUCUACAUGUUCGUAUUCUGGACUGAGUAAGCUGAAGUUGAGGUUUUCCUGCAGAUAGCCUUGAGAAACUUAACUCGCCUUUACGAGGUUAGUUUUCUUUUGUGUCUUUCUUCUGACACCGCCAAAAGUAACAAGAUGAAUCUGAAACUAAGCCUGUAUAAAAAAGUACCUUUCUUUUUUUACGGUCGGAGAAAGAAACAUUGAAAGUAUUCGAUGCCAAAUAAUUUCCUAGUUUUUGCUAAAACUUCUUUAAAUAUCUCUAUUUUGACUCAAAUAACAUUUAAGCCAAUAAAAAGCUUUGCUAAACGCCAGGGCCCAAAAUACGCCGAGAUUUGUGUUCAAAACUUACAUUCGUCUCACCUAGUAACAUAUGACAUUUGGCAGCUAGUAUGUUCUUGCAGUCCGUGCAUAAGCAACAGUUUUUCAACUUAGCUGUCUUUGACAAUACCGAGUGCAUGCAUUCUUCGGACACACUGUAUGAAAUCAUUUGCCUCCGCUGACCCCGUGAAACUCUGUCAAAACUUUAGCUCUCGUUUACGGCUCUUGCAUCAUAUUCAUACCUCGUCCAUACAAAGAGCUGCUUGUCGACUACCGUCUCGAGAUUGCGGCCUCGGGAAUGUGACUUUUUGGGUUUGUGGUUCCGGAAGUUGCUACCAUUCUGUCAGUCUUUAUUUCCAUAGCCGGAGGAAACUGAAUAAGAACUGCGGCAUUCCAUAAAGCAUAAACAGAAAAUCCUUCUAGAGUAGACGUUGUUGUUAAGUGGGCCAAGUUCAUCUGCAGAUAAGCUUCUGAGCAUUUUAACAAUGAGUCAAAAAGACGCUGCGUUAAAAGGCAUUAUGGUUUUAACGGCGGACACAUGUGUAAUUGAAAAAGUCGUCCUAAGAUAUUUCGGACGAAAAACAUAAAAACAUCGGCCAAACUAAGCAUUAUUUAGGUUCUGGGCAAUCCUAAAAUUCUUGUCGAGAACUAAUUUCCUGAAUGCGAUUGAAAGAUCAUGUAAUUUAGCAAAACGUGCUUUUGCAUUCUUCCGUAAUUUUAAAUACUUAAAAAACAUUUUUUGUGAAUUUUCACUUGGAAGAAGGUAAAAAUUGUUUUAUUUUUCGGAAGACUUAAGUAUCUAAUUCCAAUAGGAUCUUGUACCUUCUACUAUAUCAGAUGAGGUUCAAGGCUGAGUUAAUGUCCUGAAUAAAUGAAGUUAGUUAUAGAGAGACAACUAAAUUUGGACCCCUAGAAAUCGCACGCAUCGUUCUAUCUCGAGUAUUGAUUGGAAUAUUGGCCAAUUCGUGAUGCCUGGAGCUGAUAUUUUGCAAACCGCAAAGGCAGUCCCAUGGCGAUUUACAAUCGGCAAUGGAUAAGUGUCGUUGAUAAAGACGGGACGCUGGUAUGCAUGCUUCUGGAUUAACAGUCAUUAUUUUUCACUGGCACCCCAGGCCCAUUAGCCGAAUAAUUCACAAUCUGAACCUUAUUUCCUGUCGAAUAAUUGGAACAGCGUCACUCCAACAGGUUAAAUAUGGUCAAAGUCAUUGCACUGAAUGGUAUAUAUGAGAGGAAUGAGAAGGCCAAUUUCUCUUUUCACGUGAGUGCAUAAGAUCAUAAAAAAAUCACUUCCCCUCCGAGGUAUGUCAAACGUUACGAGUGAAUUCUAGCAGAAUGACGAGUACACGAAAUGGCAUUAAGAGACUUCGUUUCCACCGAAUCAUUGCAGCUGAGGACGCCUUUGGGAAUUGUCAAGCACCACAGAUGCAACAGUCGCAUCAAAAUAACUUUUGUGAGAAUUUUAGAAUGUCAAGUAAAUUACUCUGACAUUCAUCAUUCCUUUCAAUUGCCAUACUUGCAAACUGAGUGCUGAAAUUUAUGCCAGUCCUGAAGAUAAAUAUAAUGGAAAAUCCUUCUUUUCUAUACUACAUCAAGCCGCCACUUUUGCGAUCAAUGGAACGAAAGUGGAGUUAUUUUCUCUAAAAUCAAACAAUCCAAAGGGUCUUUGUUUUAGAUAAGCAAAAGUAAUAACAUUACUGGAAGGAAUACAAGUAUCUUUCAUACCGUUGAAGAAAGCAAACACACAGACGGGUCAUGUUCUUCACGUUAAAUUAAACAGAAUACGCUCAAAUGAUGAUUCUAGCAUGAAAUGCACAGAACACGUUUAAGUCCCGUUGCCUUGUUUUGCAGGUGCAAAUUUGGGCUUAAUUGAGUUCAAAUUAGUGGUAUUCAAGUCGCCGUUUACACAAGAACUGUCUGACUAGACAAGUAUUUUUUGCCAAUAUUUAUCAAACCUUUCAAUAAAUUCUAAUGAAGGCGUGGUUAAGUUCCGCAGCCCCACUCUACUGUAUGGCUGGCUUACUAAAACAAUAUUAGAUAACAUACCUAAGUUAGCCACAUGCCGGAUUAGGAGGGGAAAAAGGGCGCAAAUAGCGCUCGAAGCACUCGCAGGAAAGCGAGUGAAGGUGGCAUGUACACACUCCCACCGACACAUUCAGUCGCUGGAUUAAGAGGAUAAAAAGGACUCAAUCACAUCUGGAGGGCCACUGAGGAAACCGCGUGGAAAUUCGCAGUGCAUCGUCACUGUGGUUGAACCGAUGGAGUUCCACACCGUAAGAACAAUUCAAUUAGCAAGUCUGCUUAGCCGCUCGCCGGAUUAAGAUAAUAAAGAGUAGGGCUCGAAGUACGCACAGGGAAGCGCGUAUGAACUGAUAUAUGAAGUAAUCAGGGCUGCUUUAUGAGCACUCCUCUCCCCGUGGCACAGUCACUUACUUGAUUAGAAUGGCAAGAUGCAAAUACGUGAGAUUUGUAAAGUCAGCAUAUCCGCAUCUAAAUAAUUUUUUAGAAAGCUAACCAUAUGAUAUCAUUCAUGUGGGGUUGUAGGACAAAAUCCCGCUCUAUUGAAUUUAGUCACUUUAAUUGCUUGCCUAAAGAUCCACAAUAAACUGCAUGGGAAGCGGUGGGAGAGCCAGAAGGGAGUAAAAUCACCUAUGUUUAUGUAACCAACCAAUCGAAACUAGACAAAACGUUUAAGACAGUAUAUUAAUACCUGUAUUUGGCCUCCGGGGAUCCAUUAUCUAUGCCAUCUGGUUAAAUUGAAGUUCUCAGAAUUCUUAGUUAAUUUGCCUGUUGGCAUACAUUCCUUAAAGAUAGUUUGCAACGUGUUACCACUCUGAAGUCCUCUCGCCGUACAUGGCAUGAGCCCCACUUUUUGUUAUAGAAAAGAGUCCCGAGUUGUCUACAGAUAUUCGGUAGAUUACCAUGAUAGAAUUACCACUUCUGUAUGUUAGGGGCAAAUCUGACUUCUGAGUAGCUUCCAGUCGUAUUUCUCUGUUAUUUCAGUAAACACAGUCGGUUGUCGCGUUCUGACAUUGGCACUCAAUAUUUAAGAAUUUUACAGAUUGUUAUAAAGGACAUGCUAUUACACAUCUUUCAGGUUCGGUAAUUGCCUGAGAGAUGCAAACUACCUGUAAGUGCUGUGACAUUCGUUUCCAAUCAAGACAUGCUUUACAUGGCAGCCCUCGUGUCAAUUCCAUUAUCUCAUCAUGUCCUAGUGAUAAACAUCAAUUUCUAGGAGGUAACAAGACUGUUCUGAAAGGUCUUUCAUAAUCUCAAUCACAUACACGAAAUUUCAAAGGCAAAAAGUUUAGUCUGGUCGCUUCCGAUUUUUAAUAAGUGUCGUCAGGUCGUAAAGUAGAUAAAAAGAUACUUUCUCCAUAAAGUCUAGUAGGCGGGCUGAUUCUUUUGGAAGGUUCAUCUUAUUUGUCACCUCAAGUAUUAAUUGACAAAGGUUCAUUCUAGAAAGCUUUCGAUGUGCGGGCAUCAAAGUCUAGUUGAAAAACAUGCCUUAGCAAAAGACGUCAUAUUCUUUUUCAAUGACUUAACGCAAAUUAGACGUGACAGCACAUAGAAAAACACACGAUACUUUUAUCCCCUGGAUUAGAUGCAACUUUCUCAUGAGCCAGGGGAUUUAACGAGAAAUCCCAUCCUGGAAUGGGUUUUGGCCUAAUCCUCCCAAUCCCCUGUAUGUCGCCACCCUUUUUAUUCGGAAAAGAUCUCCCAUAGCCGCCUCCACCGCCCUCUCGCCCUCCUUCUGUCUUCCCUUUUUGCCUGUAGAUUUGAAGCAAGGCAACUUGAGGCAAAGAAUUUGCUAAAUUUCUUUUUGCACUUUGAAAUUAAAGGGGUGGAGGUGGGAAGAAUGAGGUUCGCGACAAACGGACCAGUACUUUGAAAUUUUUAUUUUGUCGUCUUUGUGUUUGCAACAAGCACGACAGACGAUACUUAAAUUAAAAAAUCCAAAAGACUAAAUGGCCUGAUUAAGUACCAAUUAUUGGGACUGACAACUGAAACGCACAAACUAAUAAUUUCGAGGCUAAAAGGAGCAAGGUUGAAGAUAGUGCUUCGUUAACAGGAAGUGGUUGGUAGUUUUUGCAAGGAAAAGUUCAAAACCUUUCGGCAUGGAAUCGAAAAGUGUUCAGGAUGGCCUACUGUGCCACUCCACUUGUGUACUUUAUUUAAAGCAUAUCUAUACCGAGGCAGAUACUCUCCGAUAUUUUGCCCGAACAGCAAAAAUGUGCUUUUUAAAACACAAACAAUAGUCCGUCGUCAUGAACAUGCAAAAAUAGCAACGAAUAGUUCAGUGAACACAUCAUUCAAAUUUAAGUAAAUUCCUCCACAUCUCGUGUUUGUGAUCUCCCACGGCGUUCUAUGGAGACAAUUUUACCGUAUGAAGCAAAUUAUUGCAUCGGAGUGGCGUUUACCAACCUAUCCUGUUUGCAGGGCGAAAUCAGUACUUCCUGAACGUCACUCGCAGGGGACUGGGAAAAUUUCAAAUUUAAGCCCACAGAACGUGGGUUUGUGCUUCAGAGGCUAGAGCUCUUGGCUUAAAAGCGUUUGGUCUUUAGCUGACUUGGUCUCAAACCUCGGGUGCAUCAGCGCCUGAAGUUGGUUUCCACUAACUCAUGACAAAAAGUGAACAUGAAGUGGUCAUAUGAAUGUCUCCUGUUAUUUGCAUUAAAAACGUUACCUACGUCCUAAGUAUUAAAAGCUUUAAUCGAGGCGAACUAGUGAAACUCGCGGUAUAUCCAGCUGCAAAUUUUCCAAAACAGACACGUCUGACCACCACUAUCUUUAAACUUUCAAGUGUCCCAGUGACCACUGAAAUUACAGUGUGUCAAAAUGUUAUGCGCACAGUUGUCGCCUGCCUUUUAAUUGUUCUCUAAGUUCUGGAACACGGUGAAGGGAUUAGAGUACCUAAUUAACAGUCUUCAUCAGAAGGCCAAAUGGUAAUAAGUCUUUACUUUAGCUUUAAUGCGUGCGACGAAAUCAAUUUCAUGAUUAAUGUCGCCUAAUAAUUUUUAUUGGUGGUUUAUAAACGACUUAACACGCUACAAUAGCGGUUUUUGGGCAUUUCAUUCUAUAGCUCUGUUAGAACGGUCGUUUUUAAACAAUGCGCUAGACGUGAUUGAUUUAACCAAAAUAGUUCAUGUUUAAAAAACUGCCAGAAAUAAAAACUCCAAGAUGACUAUGAAGACAAUUUCUUUUAUUUCUCUUUUUCGCAAGCACACAUCCCGUACGUAAUAUACUAUUAAAUACCGGAGCGUCGUUUGCAAAUAUAUUUGUGUCGCAUAAUUGUACGAAACGCAUUAUGUCUAUUUCUUCUUAUAUUCUGCACAUUUCGUGAUCAUGUAAUUAUGUGGCUAUAUUUGGUGUUAAGAAUGAAGUCUUCGUGGAAUUCUACUUCAUUCUUUUAAAGAAGUCGAUCUUCAUAAUUAUUUCAUUUGUUGCUGACAAUUCUUAUCCCAGCAAUAUGGUUAGAAAAAAACCUGCUUACUAGUGGCUACUGCAACUGAAAAAAAACAGUUAUAACCACGGACACUUAUCAGGACGUUAGAGCCAUGUCAGAUAACUGGUCAUACUCUUGCGGCGCCAAUCUGCGCACACGUAGCCGCAACUCCAGUUUUUGCCCGGUUUGCGGCAACAAGUACAAGUAGGCUUUCAAACGCAUACAUUACAGAGAACGAGCCACGGAGGCAUACCGUUAACACCUAAGCGGCAACGAAUGCCCGAUAAUUCUGCAUCCCUUCACCAUAUACAACCACCUUUAAGGGAGUGUUAGCCACAGCUCACUGUCAACUGUAUUAUUUUUACUGGUAGUGUUGGCCAUUUUUAGCAGAACUUCGCUGAAAGCCAUAUCGGUGUAUUUUUAGGAAAAAACCAGGAUGCACACACCAAUCGCACUGUACUGGUGCAAGGUCAUGCUAUAAAAACAAUAAACUUCUCCAGAUGCGCAGCUGGAUAGCAUUUACUCAGUUAAAAUCUAACGGGCUGUCUAAAGUACAAACUAAUAUUUCAAAUGAAUUUCUUACGAUACGUUCUCAAAGUUUACGAAAGUUAUGCAUGUCAAACUUGAAUAUACUAAAUCGGGACAAGACUAGCAAUGUAUCGGUUCACAAAUCAGCGUCUACCAAAACAGAAAAGCAUGUCCGACCUAAAAAUAUAGAGGGAUUUUUGGACAACUGCAGCGCAAGCAACCAGUUUUGUUUGUGGAAUCCAUGCGAAUAGCUUUUCACUUUAUUAUUUAUGCUUAACCGUUUACCAAGUAAUAUUAAGAUGCUGUAGAGUGAAGAAUUUAAAAUUUUACUGAUAGCCGGGAUAUCUGGAUGAGACGGGAAACGAAAACCGAAGUUUUCGAAACAGCGCCUUUGGUUUUGCAGAUUUGCAGUUUGCGCUACCAUUACAACCAGUGGUAUAGAUACAGGGAAAAUGUGCGUUUCAAAGGUGGCGGUUUCUCGCUGCUUUAUGAAAUUCCAUUUGCUUUUAUGGCUCCCUGGCUCGUGUGUGGUCGAUCUACUUGAUAAUUUAAGCAGUCGUCGCUUCCAGCAACCUUCUCCACAACCAUAAUGCGAGAAGGCUAGAGCGUUUUUUAUAUGCACUGCCACCAUCUGCACAGAUUUUGCUUUAUUCAGACUUAAAAGUGUUGACUUUUCAACGUCCAACCUCUCCAUAGUAGAUGCGUCUCUUGCAUCAACAUGCUUACCUGAAUUUCACCUGAAAAUCAAUUUCAUAAAACAGAGAAUUUUGUAGGCGUUUAUUGCUUACCUGAUUGCAUCUACCUAGAGAAAAAAGCUAUAUUUAUGGUGACCGAAAGAGGCCUAGUCAUGUUUCCCCUUUUUUAUCCAGUCUCCAAUCGAAUAGCAAAUUUUCGUCUAACCGGUCAACUUCAUAACAACAUAGGCCGAGUCCUAUGCUCGAAGAACAUAAUUCGCUGGAUCUCAAAGACGCGACUCUGUAAUUUCGGAUGCAGGCCAGCUAUCAUUUGCCGUAAAGAUUAAGCUGUAUUGAGAUUAAGUAGAUUUGGAAAUCGUCUAACUUCAAAUAAAUAAUCAUCUGCUGGAUAUAACACCCAAUCCAGCAGUACUGCCGCAUAAACAACGCAUUCCAAUAUUAGGCGAAGCAAUAUAUUUAUUAAAGGGGGAAUUACUGCUGAAUUGUCGUAAACGUGCAUGAGUAUUUACAGUAGAUGGCUAGGAAGCCGCGUUUUACGAAUAAUGCACACGAAGACAGGAAAAAAUCCAGACAGCAACAAUCCAAGGUUAUUUGAAGUGCUUCCACGCACUGCUGACGUUUUGGAAACCGGCAGGCUUCUUAUGCAUCGCAAGAAAAAGGUUUUCUAGACAGGCACCGAACAAUAUUUCCUCAUAAAGUUGGGAUAUUUAUUGACAAACUGCCUCACCUAACAAGUCAACCUACCCUCCACGCCUGUUCUAUUUGAUAACAAGGUGAGUCUAGUUGGAACAGGCAGUUUACACAUAAUACUGUAAGGAUAUAGUACAGAGUGGACCGUAGGUCGCGUAACCACUUACUAAGUUAAUAAGUUAAAGAUUUGUCCCCUAAUAAUUUAGUACCGAGAUACGAUGGAGACGCAAAAAAUUCAUUUUUGUCAUUUCAACGCAAAGCAUGCACAAGUCGCUUCUAUGCCAUGCAGAGAGAGUGCAAAUUAAAUCCAUCAACAUGAAAUUUACCCUCCCAAGUUUACAGUUGAUUGUCCUGUAUCACCUAGAAGCGUAAUCUGACCCUAUUUGGCUUCAGAACGGAGAUGACAAUAUAGUAAAACGGACGCAACGGAUCUCAAGAGAUGUUGAAAUUUUUGUUUGCCCUACCAUGAAGAACAGUCUUGAUACGUGGGGCCAGCAAGAAUGUCUAACCGUCUAUGCGGCCAAGCCCAAAAUAUAGCAUCUAAUCUGUUCAAAUUUAGAACGAUUUCGUGGAACUUGAAUUUCAAUUUGCCACACGUUUGCCCGAUUUGAUAGUACCCGACGUUUUUCUUAAUAGCUCUUUUAAAAGUAGAAAAUAUGCGAAUAUGUCAGAGACUGCCCCGAAGUUUGUAAAUCCAACUCUAGAGUAUACUCAUGCACUGAUGGCAGAUAUUUUGAAGGCCGAUAAGGAAAAUAACGCUACGAAGCCAGCGUCUGAGAAUAAGAAAAUAAGAAAAAUAUCCGGCCCUCAUUUUCAAUGCCAAUUUGCCAAUCCUUUUCAGUGUUAAGUAACUAAAUAACUAAUUUCAAAAUAUGUGCAGUUGACUAAAACGUUAAGCAUCUGUUUAAUUUAUAAUAGCAAAGUGACUUAUAGGCCACAGUGAAUUAUAACAAGACUCAUUUUGGAUACUAUUCACCCUAACGUUUAAAUUUGACUGCAGGGUAAAAGUGAUUGCAAUAAAAAAAUCCGAAAUGUUGCGCAUGUACACGAGUAUGUCAGAGCUCCACCAUACCCACAACUUAUGCUCAAUCUGAAGACGUUCACAGGUGUUUGGAAUUCAUGGAGUGCAUAUACCAGAAAUCACGUGACAACGAGGGCAACGACAAAGGAACCGAACUAACUUGCAGCAGCGUCACGCAACAGCAGAAGCAUCGGCAGAACAAGUUUUUAUGUUUUUAACUAAUGCUUAUGUUUGGAGCAGGGGAUGAGUCACUGUCGUAUAAAAUUUUCACUAAUAGAACAGCUCGUUGGUUGGAUAAAUAUAACGCGGUCAUUUUGUGGUCUACUUUGGCCAUCUUAAAGUUCAUUACAAUUUUAGGUUUCAUCCCAAAGAGUUGCGCCAUGGGCACUUAAUCAUGGGCUAAUUCUUGCUGAUAGGUCGCAAAAUUGUUAUUUCAGUGCACUUUCUCGGAAGGCAUUGACCGGAAGGUUUCUGAAAACUGACGCAGUCGGCUGAUGAUAUUUGCGUUAUAAAUGGGACAAAACAUAAUUGCUAAGAUAUAACCCCUCGUUAAGGAGUAUGCAGCAAGCCCACUACGGCUGCUACCUGUGAAGAUAAAGUGCGGAUGGUAAUGUUCAUUUUAGAUCCUGCGCAUUCGCGAUAAACCAGUAGAACCAACAUUAAUUGGAUUAGAUAACGUUGAAAGAUAGUAUGGCAAUGCGUUUAUCUUGGUAGCAUUUGUUUAAAGAAGUAGUGUUGCGUAAACUUAUACGUAACGCGUCAUCCUUGACUUUUCAAUGUAUGAUCGUUGAUGAUUUGCUUCUUUCCUCAAUAAAAAAGCCAAUCAAUUAAAAGUUAUAUAUUUUAACUUGAAAGGGAUAAAACGUUAGAAUUUAGUCGAUUCUGGCAGCUAUCUGGACUGUUCAGGUCUUUUUCUCUUUAUACAUGGUGUCCCAAAAGCCAUUAUACCUUUACUAGAUUUUUUAAAAUUAUUCCUUUGUGAAUCGUCAACAACAGAAUCAUUGCUAUCUUACAUGCUAGACUUGCCGCCAUGUUCCAACGCCUCAAAGACUAGUCGUAUACGUUUUCAUGAACGUCUCCACUUUCGACAACAUUCAGCCAUCCUCGGACGCAGCUCUCUCCGACAUUUCGUAGUAUCUCUUUCCGGACCUCGCUGCAGACCGUUCAGAUUCGUUUUCCAAACUAUGACAGAUCACGUGACUUGGUGAUAUACACCUUGGUUUUGAUAUGGCCUCACAAAAUGUCACAAGAUGUGAGGUCAGCUGAACGCGGAGCCCACUCGUGGUGGGGGGCGAUUUUGACCAAUCCGUCAGUCAGGAAAGUUGGCGUUCAGGAAGCCCCUCACUAACCUGAAAAGGUGAAGAGGGGCUCCGCCUUGCUGAAGAAAGACCUAAGCAAGGUCCCUGCGCACCCAAAGUUGUGUAAUAGUAAACUCCUGAAUUACCUUCAGGUAAUAUUCCCCUGUAACUGUGGUAACGUUUCCGAAUGCGUAUCUGGGGAAGAGCAAUGUGGUCAUCCCGGUGCUAGACACGGAAUACCAAACCAUCAGUUUCUGAGAGUCUCAUCUACGCUUCAGAAUUGCUGCUAGGCUGGGCUUUUCUGAAAUGUGACAACGGUGUCUGUUUACUAAACCAAAAAUUUGUAAGAUAGACUCGUCACUGAACCAGUUUUCCGAGAGCUGAGAGUCGUUUUGAUAAUGUUGGGGGAGUGAUUUUCAUACUGCUGCAUGGGCAACAUUAUUUUCUGCUUUAAGCGUUUGAAGAACCUGAAGUCAGCACAAGCAGAGCUUUAUAAUCUUACUAAGCAGCCGAUGAAUAGAACCUUUGUUGAUGCUGAAUUCCAGUGCAGGCCUCCGGAAGGUCUUCCCUUGGAUUUGCGUGAACGCUUGCGCCAGGAGUUCGUUUUUUUCCUCAAUGAUUGUAGUGGCGGGCCUUCAACUGCGUGGUCUGUCAAGAACAGACCCUGUUUUCAAAAAUUUGCCGUGGGUAGCGUAAGCUGUGCUUCAGGUUGGAACAUUUUGACAAUCAUUAAGCUACUCAAAUUCGCGUUGAACUGCAGUCGGGGCUGAAAAGCUUCUUACCCGAUGACAGUUUUGUAACGUUGCCCCCACGUCACUUGGCAAGUCACGGGCAAGGGAAUGAUAAAGUGACGAGAACUGCAGUCUAUGCUGUCAGAUGCUGAUACUUUCACGUUUCUCCGAAUGACAUCUGAAAAAAGCAGAAAGGAGGAAUCUGUAUAUUGACAUCUGGGACACCCUGUCGAUAUGCAUGUUGUCCAAAGAGUUACUGUGUUUAGUUAAGAGUGUCUUUUACUGUUCGGGCCUUUAUUGCGAAAUUUAUACCAAAACUUAUCUAUCUAAAGACAAUUUUUUCCGAAAUUCUGUCGAAACCGUUCAACUUUGGAGUUAAUAUCCAUCGUCUGAAUAAUAUUUUAAAAGAUGACAGAUGUUCUAGACUUAAAUUUUUCAAAUUAAUAUAUUCUGUGCCACAGGGGACCGAUCAAUCUGCUUCCGAAGCGACACAGAAUUCAAAUUUACUGUAGGUAAUUCUUCCAAGUGAAAAGUGAUGCAUCUAGGUCUGACAUCCAUCCCCAUAAAAACCAAAGUGAAACUGCGCGAGGGCUGUGCUUGCGCAUGCGGCGUCUUUGUAUCACCAUGGUAAAACAAUCCAACAGGGCAGACUGAUUUCCAUUUUGCCAUCGCUUUUGGUUUCCAGCCAAAAAUCAAAAAAAUCGACGAUUUUGUCAAUCCUCUUCUGCACCCUUUGUCCCCCCCCCCCCUUUGACAGCUGCGCACUGUCAUGGACGUUUCGGGGGAACUAAAGAAUCCCAUUGAGUCAGUGGACCAGCGUCGCGACUUGAUUAACUGUCUUGUCCGACACCUGGAGGACGCCCUAGCUAUUCGUCACUUCGGCCGGCAACGCCGCCAGCGACAGCCCAGGCCUGUAAACCAAUCAGCAUACGGUAAAGCCUGGGACUCUUCGGUGGAACCCUCCGCUACUCGUUUCCCCACUCCAGUGGUGCCCCUCACUUUCUCUCACCAGACGCGUCUGCCAGGACCUAGACCUUGCAAUCCCGCCUCCAGCAGCUACCUCUGCGGUCUCUACCUCGUUGUCAAAUCGCUCUAUCUGGUGAAUUCAACUGCACAGUUAUACGUGACUGGAAAGUAAGGAAAAGUGUCAGCAUGGCCUCAAAUCACUUUGGUUACAUUUUGGUUGCGCUGCCGAAAUGCGAUUCAUAGUUUUGACUGUUUGUUUAUGACCAGGCGGUCAAAGUGUCUAUUAUCUAACAAGUCCUGUCAGUUUUGUCAAAGUAUAUAGAAUGGUGACAUUCGGGUGGCACCUAGAUGAAUAAUGUAGCCACUUCCUGAAGCAUACGCAUUUUGGAGAGUAUACAUAUCCUGAAGGGGAUUCCGACAAAGACAAAGGAGACUGGAAUAGCAUUUUUGGCUUAUUGGUCGUUCGAGGCUCACGUGCAGCAAGACGUAGGUUUGGUCAAAGCUGGCUCGGAAGUUUGAGGGGCAGCGGAGAGGGAAAGGCAAGUAAUGGUAUACGGUGAAGGGAAAACUGCGGACAAUAUUUCUGCAAUAACUCGACUCGAACUCUCUAAAUUAGGGCAACAGAAACUGUGGAGUUCGCACGAACUUUUUUCAAGAAGGGACAGAGUACGAUUUAACUAAAUGAACUUCUUGCCAAUGCUAAUCGCCAUGUUUCUGGACUGUGUUAGCGGUCGAAACAUCCGGUUUGGCGAAUUGACAUCAGCGUUUUUUCAGUUUUUCUUCGACUUUGUCCUCUUUCAUCCCGAUUAAUUGGUCGAUGUGAAAGAGCGCCUAAGCAACCUGAUUCAUAUCCCUUUACGAAUCCCACAUUUGGGUCUUGGUAUCCGCGUUUUGUGAAUUAUAAAUAUUCUAGAAGUGUGCAUCAAGGAUUGUUUUUAAAAACAUUCAGUCCAACCGUGAAUCAGACCUUUCCUGUUUCCACAUGCAGAAAGUCAAUUAACCCAUCAAAAUUAAUAUAUAGGGGCCUACUUAAACCGGUUUUAAGAAUAUAGACUUGUUUUUCACAGCUUGAAUGAGAAGAUCAUCCCUAAGAUAACUGUUCGAGCUUGACCCCGUAGCGUCAUGCUAAGACUGAUCUUUAAACCCAUCUCAGCAUUUAAACGGGUUCUUUCCAUUUUUCUUCCGAACGGAAGUUUUCAUGUAUCACUUAUUACCCGCGUAUGGAUUUGUGGGACAUAUAUAUUUACAUGUUUAGGAUUUAGAGGCGCAGGAGACGCAUGUUAUAGAUUGACAGAUAUCAGGAACAUUUGUUAAAGUAUGCGGCCUUUUUUUCCAUGAUACAUCUAAUUUGACAUCGGUUUUUUUCUCUCCGGCGUUUGAGAGCCUAGGCACUUUAUGAAGCCAUUUGCCAACUACUUUGUUCAUUGAAUAGGCCAUAGCGAUUUGCCGAAAUGUAUCUUAAAGUCCCAAGCUUGUGAGCAGCAAUCUUUUCCACCCUAAUAAUGUUUUUAUCUACCUCCUCCUCCUCCUCCUCCUCCUCCUCCUCCUCCUCGCGUGAGAAUAGCCAUCUGUUCAAAAACUUUAGAUAACAGUUAUAUGCUGAUUUGGCGCACAUAUAGUGCCGCAUUACUCCGUAAAUAUCCUAACGACGAGUGUGGGAUCUGUCAGGGUUGUGGGAGUGUUUUCAUGGCGGCAACGAAGAACAGAAGAACAGUUCGGGGAAACAGGAGGCAGAUGUUCCAUUUUUGUUGUUCAGUCUACAGACGUUUCUCCGUGUUUGAGAAUAAGAUAGGCUUUUAAGCAUGCGUCCAGCGGACCAAAUUCAGCAUGAAUCUCUGUCCGCGUCCGCAGGAUGACAGGGUGAAUUGUCGACGGCAAUGGCUUACCUGUUGUAUGGACUUAACCUGCACUUAUUUACGUCAAAUAAAACUACUAUUAAGUCUACUACAUGUCGACUGAGGAGACGCCGAUGUGUCCAGUUGCUUCGUUCACUCUACGAAAAUCAAACAUGGAUAAUUUAAAUAAAAGUGCUAUUAUGAGAAAGAUCAACUUUCUACAACCGGUCGCCAAACGUAAGUCUUGGCGUAUUUAACCCAGGGCAAGCUAUCAGGUCUGCAUGAGUCUACAUGUUCUAAUCGACUAAACAUCUGGAAAAUUCUGCGAAAAUGUUUUAACGGGUUUCUGCCUACAAAGUAUCUGCAUCAUACCAAAAAAUCAAAAUGGGGAGCGAAUUUUUUGAACAAGUUUUGACGACUGCUCACAAAGCAGUUCUCUGUCCAUGCUUAUUGGAUUAUAGACAUUUAGAAUGAUUCUUACUAGAAGCUUCGGGAAACAUUCUUAUGUCGAGUUAGCACAUUCCUUUCCAACAUCAGUCCUGUUUAAGCAAAAAAUCUUUCUUUAAAAAACAGGGAAACAAACAGUUAAACACUCGCGUAAAAUACCACAGAACCUUACAUACGAGAUGGCCUAUACGGCAAACUCUAAAAUUGUUUGUGGACUCACCCACCUCUCGUAAAAGUCCUCUUCCUAAUGCUCCAAUUUGAUCUAUUAAUUUUUGGCCAAAAUGUCAAAAAUAUAAUAGAUUUGUGAUUUCCGUGCUCUAACAACCUACUUUUCAAAAAGGGCAGUUGCCAACUUCUUGAUCUGACCAUUAAUUAUCUAGGUUCAUUCGCAUUUAUUCAUUACUAUCUGCUUCAGUCUGGUCGCAAGGGUAAAAGAUUCAAUUGGUCAGAUUGAAAAAAACAGACCCGAUGUAUGGGAGGUCUAUCACCUGCAUGGUUUUUAAUGCCCAAUGGAACUUGCAGAUUGACCGCUUCUUUCCGUUAAGCCCAAGCAAUAAAUGUAUGUUCAAAUGAUGACCUUGUUAGUGAGGAAGCUGACCUUUGUGCUGGUUGGUAGUGGCAAACAACCUCCGUCGAACCGACAGCUUGCGCAGAACUUGCAGAAUUGAACUGUAAUGAAAGCACUUCAGAUAGAAUAGCUUUUGUGUCCUAUAUGCUACUUUUUAAACAUCUUUACUUUCUCCAGCUGUCAAGCAGCAAAUGACAGUAAUUUACUUCUGCCUGAAAUUCCGCAGUCUCAGAAAAAGCGUCUUUUGUAAUUAAGAAUCAAGUUGCGCUAAGCGCACAUAUAUUCGUCUUACUAUCUUUCCUACUGUCAUAACUUAGUUACACGUCGAAGUCAACCUGAUAUGCGGUAAACGGCAAGUCCUCAGUUCGUAUCUUAAAGCUGUUUUUUGUAUGUGAGAAUUUGUCUGAAUUCGGAAACACACCCAAGAAUGUUAAUAGAAUGGGCCAGCAUUGUAUUUAAAAAUAUUUAAAGAGACAAGUAUAUUACCCUUAAUCGUCAUUUUAUGGAAGAUCCGAAGCCGUUUAACAGGCAAUCAGCCGACGCUUCCGGCUUGAGUCUCUGUUACGCACGUCUCCAGUGUUCCUUUUAAUAUAACUCGUUGACGUCGGCCUGGAAGCAAGGGAAAACAGUGAUCGAUGCAUGGCAGUUCACGAGUAUGCAGCCUGCCAUAAAUUGCGUGAGCCUGGUAAUCAUCUGGCGGAUUCUGGGUGGAUUACUUAGGAAUUCCUGUUUGGGCAGUCAGCUUACUGCAUCACAUUUAGUGGAUUCCAUACGUCGCAGUAGGUUACGUUGGUAAAUUUACCCAAAUAUGAUUAAAUUCGCGUCUCCUGGUGGUGUCACGUAGGUCAGGUGACUAGAGUGUUGGUUGUACUAAAGCCUUGCCCACCGAGGUGCCGAGUUUUUCACAGUUAAGUCAAUAUGAAUUAUUCAAAGCUGCCAAAAUAUGCAUUGUUAUUUCAAAAUUUUUACGACUAGAAUUAUGAAUUAUCUGCAUAUUUUAAGGCACAAACGCUUUUGAGUUUUAAUAAGUGAUCGGAUCUCAAGAACGAAUACGAACAUUCCAAAGAUGGCGUCUUCUGCGUGCACUUUUCCAACGACUUCUUUCUAAUUUUCCAAACGUCCACCUUUCCCUCUUUAGAUACCUUCACGAAGACGGUUUUCUGUUUGGGAUAAACACACUAGUCGAUCUACUUAGCACAAGGCUUUGGGAUCAUACAGGUUCCUUCCCACGUGUGGCUCUAUGCGACUUCGAGCUUCGUCGGAUGGGCAGUAACCAACACCGAUACACUAUUCAGUGUGUCCUGCGCGUGAAUAUUUUCAACGAAAAGAUUUACAUAUUUCUCUGGUUUUGGUUUCUCCUCAUGUCGGCAGUCAAUCUCCUCAGUCUCCUAAAAUGGACCUAUAGGUAAGAACAUGCGUCAUAAAGUACAGUAGUUAAGACGAACUCUGGAGCCCACACUUGAGUUGAUAUUCCUUGUUAGCAUUUGGGAUGAUUAUUUUAAAAUGCAAGUUUCUCUGUAAUAAAAAUAAAUUACUUUCAUUUAAGAAGUAAGGACGCUUAUUUGGCUUUAAUUUGUGUGCUAUCGUUACCAGGACAUGAGCAAAACCCUGCUUCGGUCCACAACAUAUGUUUAAACGCUUUGACUUUCGACACUAUCCUCUUGUUUCGUCUUGAAACGUGUCAGGCUAGUGCCGGAAGAGGAUCAUAUCUUUAUUCUAUCUAACUAUAGAGAAGGGGGUUGACAUAGUGCAAUCGCCAGUUUGGUUCACUAUCCAAGAUGCAUCCACAUUAACGACGGAUUUGCUAACUUCUGCCCUUGCAUCCACCCUAAAACGAUGCGCGUGACUAAAAGGUUCAAGCGUAUCUCGUAGGCUGAUUUACUUUUUCUACUUAAUCAGUUUCAGUAGCACAUUAUAUUUGGUAGUUUGAAAUUCCGACAAUACGUCAGCCACCCGUCAGCAGACGAUUCACAGAAAUUCGUAAUGUCUAGGCGAAGAUAGUAGAGCCUUGGGGAACAUUUGGCCUGGAGACUUAUCCAAAAAUUAAUAGAAUCGCACAGUCAACACUUGUUCUAUAGACGGGAUCCCACCGACAACACCCUUUUUGGGGCUCUACGUUUCCCAUUUUCAUUGUCAGUCUCCAUGAAAAUUUCUCUAGUAGAGUUUAGUCAGAAGGUAUUGAACGAACUUGAGAUGAAGUCAGCAGAACAAAACGAGUCAUAGACCAUGCAAUAGCAAAAACAAGCUUUGGACUCCAAGCUGCUACCGGCGUUGGGAGUGGUGAAAACAAUCGGUCUUACAAACCCAUAAGUAUGUGUAUUGCACAGCUAAAGAUAAUUUUAAUGGAAAGGCAAAUUGUUAUCCACGGGGAGAACGAGGAUCCCAAACAGGCCUACGCCGACACCUCCUAUCGAGAUAAAUCCGGUCAUUGGUUCCAUGGGGAAACGAAAUUUAAAUAAGCUGAGGAGUUCAGACAUAGCCACCCCUUCACCUAGUCAUGCCUUCAUAGUCAUUUUCACAUAGUCAACCCAGACACGUAAGAGUCAUUAGCCGUCUGCCGUUAUGCGACUGUCUUAACAAAAUAACGCAGGGGAAAGUGGAAUCACUCUGAAUUUUUUGUAGUCACUUUAAAGGUCACAAACAGGACAAUGGUAACUCCCUGUGGGUUAAUGGGAAGGAGUGAAAGCGCGUGCCAAAAAGAAUGUGUGGGCCUGUUUUCUUCAAACGUUUACAUUAGCCCUUUGCAUUUUUGUAAAUAAGAAUGGCCACAUCUUCUCAACCACAGUUAAAACUCUUUUCGCAACAGGAUUCUCUUCAAGUCGGUGAGACUCGCUUUCGUCCGAAAUCUGAUCUGCAUUUACCUAAACAUCUCGAUGACCGCAAGAAAACACUUCGACUUGAAGAGUGGACGGGUAGUGUCACUUUUGGAUUGUAUGUUAAAAAUGCUGAUUUUUAGACAAAAAACAAAGACAGUCAGAAAUUUGCCGAGGACACCGAGCUGACAAUGGCCGACUGCUUCAAGACACAAGCCGAAAAGGCCCAAUCUAAGAGUUUUGUAGAAGACAUUUUGGGUCAGGAUGGCGUCCUUCUGCUGCGCUUUGUCUCCAUGAAUGUUGGUCCUGCUGCAGCCGCAGAAAUUGCCGGUGUGUUUUGGACAAAAUAUGGCAAAAGUGUCAACCCCGACGUAUUUUGUCGACUCGGUAUGACCGCAGGGAAUACGACUGGAACUACUUCCCCGCCGGUGCCUCCCAAAAGAUCCACCAUAGGAAGUACUCGGCAAAAACCCGAGGGAGAAAGCGGCGCAUUUAUUCCUCUGAUAAAUCUGGAUUCUAAAACGCAUGCUGUUGCCAUAGACUCUGAUCGUUCUUCAAGCUCCUCACGACCGACGGUGGAAAAUCUUAAUCGACGCAAACGACGUCACUAUCAUCGACGGAAAAGUAGCGUUUCGUACGACCAAUAUUCGCCUGCACCAGAUCAGACUGAUCAAUAUUUUUAUGAUCAGUAUCCGGAAGAACAACAAGUGGAAAACGACUUGGAUGACAUAUUAAAGUAA